CUGCCGCUGCUUGCUCGUUGCCGUGUCUUCCCGGAGGCGGCUGCUGGAAGCCGCAGGGAGCAGCUGCGGUGCUCUGCCAUAUUGUGUCUUUCCCUGCCCGUCCCUCGCCUCCCGGCUGCGGCGGCCGAGCAGACGAACUAAAAGAGUAAAUGGGUCCAGUAAUUGGAAUGACUCCAAAUAAGAGAGCUGAAACCCCAGGAGCUGAAAAGGUUGCAGGAUUAAGCCAGAUUUACAAAAUGGGAAGCUUGCCUGAAGCUGUUGAUGCUGCCAGACCAAAGGCCACUCUAGUGGACAGUGAGUCAGCAGAUGAUGAACUCACAAACUUGAACUGGCUUCAUGAAAGUACUAAUCUUCUAACAAACUUCAGCCUCGGAAGUGAGGGUCUUCCAACUGUAAGUCCAUUGUAUGACAUAGAGGGAGAUGAUGUGCCAUCUUUUGUACCGUCUUGCUACCAGAACCCAGAAAAAAAACCAGCGACUUCAAAGCCCCCAUACUCCUUUAGUCUUCUCAUUUAUAUGGCUAUUGAACACUCUCCAAAUAAAUGUUUGCCUGUCAAAGAAAUUUAUAGCUGGAUUCUGGACCGCUUCCCAUAUUUUGCUACUGCACCAACAGGCUGGAAGAAUUCUGUUCGACAUAAUCUGUCUCUGAAUAAAUGUUUUCAGAAAGUGGAAAGAAGCCAUGGCAAGGUUAAUGGAAAAGGUUCCUUAUGGUGUGUUGAUCCAGAAUAUAAACCCAAUCUUAUGCAGGCACUGAAGAAGCAACCUUUUUCCUCAACAUUAACGUUGUAUACCCCACCUGCAUCUCCACAAAGUGGUUCUUUACCACCUCACUACUUAAGCUCUGUACUCAAUCAGAACCAGGUGCGAACCCUCAAAGAAUCUGAUAUUGAUGCUGCCACUGCAAUGAUGCUUUUAAAUACUUCUAUAGAACAAGGAAUUUUAGAAUGUGAGAAGCCUCUUCCUCUUAAAACAGCAUCACAAAAAAAGAGGAGUUAUGGCAAUGCAUUUAAUCAUCCCAGUGCUGUAUGCUUACAAGAGAGUGAUUCUUCAGCCACCAGCAUUGAUCCAAAAGAAGAUCACAAUUACAGUGCAAGUAGCAUGGCAACACAGCGUUGUGCAUCCAGGUCUAGCGUGUCUUCCCUGUCUUCUGUGGAUGAGGUAUAUGAAUUUAUCCCAAAGAGCAGCCAUGUGGGAAGUGAUGGCAGUGAAGGAUUUCAUAGUGAAGAAGACACAGACAUUGAUUACGAAGAUGAUCCUCUUGGAGACAGUGGCUAUGCAUCACAGGCUUGUGUAGAUACCUCUAAAAAAGGGCAGCCAGGCAAAAAGAUGCGAAAACAGUCAUGUCAAGAAAUUGAUGAGGAGCUCAAAGAGGCAGCUGGAUCUCUGCUCCACCUUGCUGGAAUUCGUACAUGUCUAGGUUCCCUAAUAAGUACUGCAAAGACACAAAAUCAAAAGCAACGGAAAAAAUAGAUACUUAUUAGAGUGAAAUUAUAUUAAAGUGUGGCAAUACUCUUCUACUUAAUUCUUUACAAGGGAUAUCAAAGCCAUAAUGGGACUUCUUUAGUUUUAGAAUGGGGGAGGGGUGCUAAUUACUUGUUUCUUUCAAACCCUUAUUAUUAUUAUUUUUUAAAAAAAUUUUAUUAAACAGUUGCUGUUAGGAUCAUGCCCAAUCAUAAAUGUAUGAUACGAAGUCCUAAAAGCAUACUUUCUGUGAUGUGUCUCCAAGAUUUGGACAUUUUUGUAUUAGAAAAUCCUCGGCCUCUGUCUUAAACUUGUAGGAAAAAUCUUUUCUUCUCUUGAUAAGUCAAAGUGUAAGAUUUGGCAACUCCAUAAUUUUUUUUCAUUUUCUUUUUCAAUCUGUAAUUAACUAUAGUUACUGAUCCAGCUAAAAAUUUUACUGAUGUCUUUGUCAUAUACUUCUAUCCUGACACACAAUCCAUCCAGUAGGAUAAGAUUUGGAUUUUUAUUUUGUCUUAAUUUUUGUUUUUAAUUAUUUUUUUGUUGUGGCAUGAGCAGAAUCAAAAUAUAAAUUGGGAAAGAUCCUAGAUGUCUGGAAAGUUCCUUUUGGUUACAUACGUACAGAAUACAACAAAAAGUUCUAAGAUUUAGAAAAGGCAAUUUUGUGGUGUGAUUGAUCUAAGAACACUUCAAUUCCUAUUACGAUGGUUUCUUUGAAAUGUUACUUCACAGAUACUGCAUAGUGUUUACUGGGGCCUUCUGCUUUUUUCACAAAGUGCUUUGCAACCAUUGUUUAAGUUUAAGCCACUACCUGUCUUGCUUAGAAAUUAUCCAGUGAGAAGAUACAGCCACAGAGUAUGUUACGGAAUAACACCCAUUUUGACACACUUUUGCAAUAAGAAUCUUUCAUUUGCUUGCUAAAUGUAUUGCAUUUGGAGAGUCUUGUAAUAGGAGUGGAGUGGAGUAAAACAUCUUGAAUACUUGCUACUUAUGUCAUCAUAAGUAAAGGUAGGUCAUUUAGGGAAGAAUUUCUCCCCAACCUUUGUAUGAAUUAAAUUUGUAUGUAUACCAAAUUAAAUUUUGAAACAUUUAAUGCAACUAUAGAGACAAAAUAUCUUCAUGGAUUUUUAAAUUGUAUAAAAUUAGAUCUUAUACAAUACAUUCUUUUGAGGAGGUAGUGUAAAACCUAUAUGUGCCAUUAAUCCUUGCUAAAAGAUUUUAUAUUACUGUUCCAAAAGUGAAUUGACUAAGGUAUUUUAAGUAUUUGAGCAAAUCUGCUUGUAUGAGACAGUUUUUCAUAAUAUCAUUCGUGAAGUUUGAAUACAUUAUUCAGAAAGAACAAGAGAUACUAAUAAACUAAACUUGUUCACUAUAUAUAUUUUUUACAGUGGUGGAAGCAACUUUCCAAAAGUUCAAUCUUAGCUUAUGUUAUACCCUAUGUCAUAGACAAUGACCUUGUUUUUAUUUUUCUAAUAACUUGUAGGUAUACAUACACACACAGGCCCUGAUGUUGGUUUGCUGCUUUUCAGCUGUUUCUAUGACUAUCAAGCAUUUUUAUGGAUUUUUUUUUUUUUUAUGAGACAAGUAUUUUUAUUUUAACUUCUAAAUUUUAUUUGGGCAAAACUGUCAAAUGAGAAGAAUGAUAACAAAAACAUCUUUUUCAAUGGAAAGAGUUUAAGCCAGGUAUAACAGCAUAAAUAUUCUCUGUCCUGUUUCCUUGUUAAUUGUAAUUGAACCUGUGUAGUAGCCACAUUAAUCAAAUUGGUGCUAUCGAAAUGUAGUAAUUUUUAAAUUUGUUGAUAUGAAAAAUAGCCCUUAAGCAUGCAAGAUGAGGUAUUUGGAUUUUUUUCUUCUUCAUAUAUGUCACAUAUAUAGAAAAUGGCAAAAUUAAGUUUACACCAUUUACUGUAGACAGUGAAUAAAACAUCAAAAAAAAUGCUUUUACUAUAAUAUAAAUAGUAAAGAGAUUAUAGAAAUCAUUUUGAUAACAAUAAUUUAAGCUAUUCACCAUGGCACUCUGGAUAGACCGUAACAGUGUUUCAGUGAUCUGGUUCCAUUUUAUUUUGUCACUGAAAUUCUGUACCGCAAAUGUUCUUCCUGGUUCCUGUCCAUUAGAUCAUUACUCUUUAUAAGUAAAGGAAAAUGAUCUAAGAUAAGGAGGUGGGGAGGUUAUUCCCAGCUCUAAUAGGGAUCGUCACAGUUACUUUGUCUUAAUAUAUGUAACAAUAAUUCUUUAAACCCUUUUGUUUUCUCUCCCUCUUCAUGUGCUCCUCCCUCAAAUUUAAAUGUUUAUUACAUUCAUCACUAGCAAGGAUGACAACAAACACUUGUGCUCCAAAAGCUAACGGAAAAGAUACAACACAAUAUUUUACCCUUAAUUCUUGUACAGAAUUCAGUGUAUCACUUUCCAUUUGCUAAUGUCCCAAGUCAGUUAUUUUCAAGGGGAAGAAACUUUUAAUUAUAUUCUCCUAUUUACUUCUGUAGAAGUUGAUUCUCAUUCCUCAGGAGUGUUGAGAUAGAAACGUGGCUAAUAAGCACCCAAUUAAAGGAAGUCAUUCCAAGUCCUAUGGACUGGAAAUUAUAUUACCAAUAAUAUAUUAAUAACAAAUUUUACUGCUAUAAAAACAACUUGGAAACCCCAAAGAGAUUACAUACUUUCCAACAUAUUCUAAAACUGUGACUUAAGCUGACAUACAAUUUGCCUUACAUCCAAGUAGUAUAAAUUUUGUUGCAAUCCAUUCCAGUUAAUAUAUCCCUAGUAAAAGUUUUGACUUGGCACAAUUAAUCUUCAUCUUUCACAUGCCAAAUAGAACCAGUAUUUUUUGAAUAUAUUUUUGAAAUUUAUUUGUGCAAUAUAUUAUUAAAUUGGUUAAUAUUUUAUUUUACUUUUCAAAUUCAGAGAAAGAAAAGUUUACCUGUAUUUGUGGAAAAGCCAACUAUUGGUGGAUCACCUCCCCUUUUCCACCUUUGAGUUUUUUCUGUCCUCAUAGCCAACAUGACUUCUUUUAACUUAGAUUCCUUCGUAUGUAUUAAAGUUUAGUAUAUAUAUAUUUUCUUUUUUGCUGUUUUCUGAGGCAUUAUGUAAAGGGUUCAUAGUAGAUGGUCAGUUAAAUGUCGGCACAAAUUCAAAGCUAGAGAAAGGGUUAAGGAGGGAAUGUAUGUGUCUUAGUAGACCAGGAGGCCUUUCCCAGUAAUUUUUAUGCAAUAGAUGUGAAUAAUUCACAAAGCUGUAAAGACUGUUGUCUUAAAUACUACAGUAAUUUAACACCCUUUUGUGAAGAUCAUAACAUUUAAUUAAGAAACUUUGAGGCUUUCUGGUUUACAUAUAUUUUAUAGUUUUUUGUUAGUUUGAAAUGUGUAAGCUUUGAUUUAAACAAAGUUUACUUUAAUAUGUUAAUGAUGUAGUCAAAAUAUUUAUUGAAAGGCAAAGCAGAGUAUUUUAAUGUUAUACCUGCCAUUUUUCUUUAAAGCACAUUUUUCAUCUAACUGCCAGUGCCAUUGUUAAAACUUGUUUUUAAAAUUGUUGUACAUUUCUUAUUAAACUAAGUGUUUAAAGUAUUAUGUUACCAUCAUAUAGUGUAUAAAAAUGUAUAAUUGCCAAUUCAUUGUAACUAUUAUUUAUUUUUAAGUAAAAGUGUAAGAAUGCUUUCUGAUUCAAGAAAUGUUAUUACACUUUCCUUGUCCUCUUUUCUGAAGUAGCAUAAAAAUUGUCCUGAGUUUGGGUUAUAACUGCCAGUAGAUGACCAGUCACAAGUGAACCACUUCUCAGUUGCCAGUCUUUGCUCAUAUUAAAAAACAACUUACAAAUGUUUAGUUUUUGUAUCUAAUCUGAUAUUAAAAUGUUUAUAAAGUUUAUUUUUACCAAAGAGAUGCAAUUCUUUAUGAUAAAGUACUGCAGAAUAAACUUUGUUUUAUAA
This is a messenger RNA of Cynocephalus volans (Philippine flying lemur), 5374 nucleotides long. RefSeq names its product forkhead box N2 (gene FOXN2). The transcript has 6 exons. Gene Ontology annotation, molecular function: DNA-binding transcription factor activity; cis-regulatory region sequence-specific DNA binding. The record is from RefSeq and is a predicted model, not a curated record. NCBI's taxonomy places the organism in Eukaryota, Metazoa, Chordata, Mammalia, Dermoptera, Cynocephalidae. Gene Ontology annotation, biological process: regulation of DNA-templated transcription. Gene Ontology annotation, cellular component: nucleus. The coding region runs from base 150 to 1469 and encodes 439 amino acids.